Lachancea meyersii CBS 8951 is the source of this 1302-nucleotide messenger RNA. Lineage: Eukaryota; Fungi; Ascomycota; Saccharomycetes; Saccharomycetales; Saccharomycetaceae. The record is from the annotation of a GenBank genome assembly.
AUGAGCCAAUCUCUAGCUAUGCUGAAGGUGCUUAUUUUCUUCGUUCAAUUGAUUUCUCUGACUCAGGCGAAGCCAUCUUCUGGAUCAAGAUCAUUGGUCAUCUAUGACAAAAGACUAACGGAUUUGGACGAUUACAGCAUAUUCUUCAGCAACCUGGAGGAGCGCUCGUACCACCUAGAUUAUGCACCUGUAAGCAAUGGCUCUGCAGUUGUUGAGCUUUUCAGUGGAGAGGAGAAGCUCUAUGACAAUUUGAUCGUAUUCCCCGUAAAGUCAAGACACUUCAACAAGCAAUUACCAGCGGAGAGACUUCUCGACUUUUUCAAUGAUGGGGGUGAAAUUCUUGUUAUGACGUCUCCCAAUGGAGUUGCCGAUAAUAUUCGCAUCUUUUUGAACCAGCUUGGGAUUUAUCCUAGUCCAAGAAAUUACGAGCUGAAAGAUUACUUCCACGUCGAUGACAACGGCUUAGUCCGUCUAUCAGGAAACGAUGUUCUUAAUCAGCAUGUCGUUCCAAAAAGUGAUCAGGAUGUUCUUUACGAGGGGUCUGCUGCCCUUCUUGGCAGCUCUGAUUUGAUCAUUCCUGUACUGCAUGCGCCCAGGACAUCUUUCACUGAGGAUGUUCAGAAGCAGGGGGAUAAAUGGACUGUCGGGUCUCAAGGAUAUGUUAUGGCAUCUUUCCAGAGUCUCAGGAAUUCUCGCCUGACGUGGGUUGGAAGCGACAGCUUUUUUAGCAACAAGUAUUCCGCCCCUAAUCAACAAUUUGCACAGGAGCUAAUAAAAUGGACUUUUGACGAAAAAUCAGUGGUAAAAGCUGUACUAUCUAGGCAUUCGCAUUCAAAUGGUCUGGAAUAUGCAGACUCUCCUUAUAAAAUCAAAGAUGAGGUCGUAUAUGAUAUCGGCUUGACCGAAUGGAAUGGUGCUUCUUGGGUCCCUUUUAUCGCAGACGAUAUUCAGUUUGAGUUAAGAAUGGUCGAUCCAUACUAUCGUAUCACUUUGAAGCCAAAGUAUUCUCCGUCAGAGGUUCAAAUGUACACAACUGGGAACUUCAACCUUCCUGAUCACCAUGGUAUUUUUACUUUCAUUGUCGGUUACAAACGAAGCGGACUGUCAUUCUUUACUGAGAAAGACGUGAAAGCUAUCCGCCAUCUAGCUAACGAUGAAUAUUCGAGAAGUUGGGAUAUCACCAAUUCUUGGGUAUAUCUCACAGCUAUUUACUCCGUCAUUAUCGUUUGGGUGGUUUUCGUAGCGCUCUUUAUGGGAAUCAAAAGGAAGAGCCUCGUUCCGAUCGAGAAGAAAACGAAUUGA